Messenger RNA from Carica papaya (papaya), 3251 nucleotides. The record is from RefSeq and is a predicted model, not a curated record. NCBI's taxonomy places the organism in Eukaryota, Viridiplantae, Streptophyta, Magnoliopsida, Brassicales, Caricaceae.
AAAGUCGACAUAACAAUCAAGAUUGGGAGAAAGAGAAACAGAACCAAUCGCAGAGUCUCCUCUUCAAAUCCACCUGGUUGCUUUUCUUUUCCCUCUUGUUCAUCUUCUUCUUCAGCUUCAGUAUACAGUGGUCCCUGCCCUCGUCGGCGGUGUGGGCUUUUUUUAAUGGUUAAUGACAAACUGGGAAAUACUCUUGAAGCUACUUCGACGAGGCUGGAUCUGACAUCGCUUCCCUGCCCUUUGCUUUCUUCUGCUUCCUCCGUUUCUGGUUGAAAAUGUCUUCUUCGAGGCCAGGCCACUCCUCCACCAAUUCAGGGAGGUCAAGACACAGUGCCAGGAUUAUUGCUCAAACCACUGUAGAUGCAAAACUUCAUGCAGAUUUUGAAGAAUCUGGUAGUUCGUUUGAUUACUCAAACUCAGUGCGCGUUACCAGCUCAGUUGAAGGAGACCAGCAGCCAAGAUCCGACAAAGUUACAACUGCUUAUCUCCAUCACAUACAGAAAGGCAAGCUGAUCCAGCCAUUCGGUUGCUUGCUAGCCUUGGAUGAGAAAACUUUCAAGGUCAUUGCAUAUAGCGAGAAUGCUCCGGAACUGUUGACAAUGGUUAGUCAUGCAGUUCCUAGUGUCGGAGACCACCCAGUUCUUGGCAUUGGAAGCGACAUAAGGACUAUUUUUACUGCCCCUAGUGCCUCUGCAUUGCAAAAGGCACUGGGAUUUGCUGACGUUUCUCUUCUGAACCCUGUUCUGGUGCACUGCAAGACUUCUGGAAAGCCUUUCUAUGCAAUUGUCCAUCGGGUGACAGGGAGCUUGAUUGUUGACUUUGAACCUGUGAAACCCUAUGAAGUACCAAUGACUGCUGCUGGUGCCCUGCAGUCAUACAAGCUUGCGGCAAAAGCAAUCACUCGAUUGCAAUCUUUACCUAGUGGGAGUAUGGAAAGGCUUUGUGAUACAAUGGUUCAGGAGGUUUUUGAACUCACUGGAUAUGACAGGGUGAUGGCCUAUAAAUUUCAUGAUGAUGAUCAUGGUGAAGUGGUUUCUGAGAUUACAAAGCCAGGCUUGGAGCCAUAUUUAGGUUUGCAUUAUCCAGCCACUGAUAUCCCCCAGGCAGCUCGCUUCUUGUUCAUGAAGAAUAAGGUCCGGAUGAUUGUUGAUUGUCAUGCAAAACAUGUCAAGGUGCUUCAGGAUGAAAAGCUUCCAUUUGAUCUAACCUUGUGCGGUUCAACACUAAGAGCUCCACAUAGUUGCCAUUUACAGUAUAUGGAAAACAUGAAUUCCAUUGCAUCUCUGGUAAUGGCAGUUGUGGUUAAUGAGGGAGAUGAGGAGAGUGAUGGUCCUAAUUCUGCACAAAUGCAAAAGAGAAAGAGACUCUGGGGUUUAGUAGUCUGCCAUAACACAAGUCCGAGGUUUGUCCCAUUCCCUCUCAGGUAUGCCUGUGAGUUUCUAGUUCAAGUCUUUGCCAUACAUGUCAAUAAGGAAUUAGAGUUGGAGAAUCAAAUUACUGAGAAGAAUAUUUUGCGUACACAGACCCUCUUGUGUGAUAUGCUGAUGAGGGAUGCACCUUUGGGUAUUGUAUCGCAGAGUCCAAACAUAAUGGAUCUUGUAAAAUGUGAUGGUGCUGCCCUAUUGUACAAAAACAAAAUAUGGAGGUUAGGAAUAACUCCAAGUGACUUGCAGCUGAAUGAGAUAGCUUCGUGGCUUUCUGACUACCAUAUGGAUUCCACUGGCUUGAGUACAGAUAGCUUGUAUGAUGCCGGGUUCCCAGGUGCUCUUGCCCUAGGUGAUGUUGUAUGUGGAAUGGCUGCGGUGAGGAUAACUUCCAAGGACAUGAUUUUUUGGUUUCGAUCUCAUACUGCAGCAGAAAUUAGAUGGGGUGGGGCAAAACAUGAACCUGGUGAAAAAGAUGAUGGUCGGAAGAUGCACCCAAGGUCAUCAUUCAAGGCUUUCCUUGAAGUUGUCAAGACAAGGAGUUUACCUUGGAAGGACUAUGAAAUGGAUGCUAUCCAUUCUUUGCAGCUUAUACUGAGGAAUGCUUUUAAAGAUAGUGAAACUGUGGAUGUAAAUGCCAAAACAAUUCAUUCAAAGCUUGGAGACCUCAAAUUAGAAGGAAUGCAAGAACUAGAAGCUGUGACAAGUGAGAUGGUCCGUCUAAUUGAAACAGCCACUGUUCCCAUUUUAGCAGUUGACAUUGAUGGCCUUGUUAAUGGAUGGAAUAGUAAAAUUGCUGACUUAACUGGGCUUCCUGUUGAUAGAGCAAUUGGAAAGCAUUUACUCACGCAUGUGGAAGAUUCUUCAGUUGACACAGUAAAAAAGAUGUUACACAUGGCACUGCAAGGCAAAGAGGAACAGAAUGUCCAAUUUCAGAUCAAGACACAUGGAUCCAGAAUUGAUGAAGGCCCUAUCAGUUUAGUAGUAAAUGCUUGUGCAAGCAGGGACCUUCAUGAGAAUGUCGUGGGGGUGUGUUUUGUGGCCCAAGAUAUCACUGGUCAGAAGACUGUCAUGGAUAAGUUCACUAGGAUUGAAGGUGAUUACAAAGCCAUUGUGCAGAAUCCAAACCCUUUGAUCCCCCCCAUUUUUGGUACAGAUGAAUUUGGUUGGUGCUCUGAGUGGAACCCAGCAAUGACAAAGUUAACUGGUUGGAAGCGAGAAGAAGUAGUAGACAAGAUGAUUUUGGGGGAGGUUUUUGGGAUUCAGAUGGCAUGUUGCCGUCUUAAGAAUCAGGAGGCUUUUGUAAAUCUUGGUGUUGUGCUUAAUAAUGCAAUGGCUGGUCAGGAAGCAGAGAAGGUUUCUUUUGGUUUUUUUACAAGAGGUGGAAAGUAUGUGGAAUGCUUGUUGUGUGUAAAUAAGAAAUUGGAUAGGGAGGGUGCAGUCACCGGUGUCUUUUGCUUCCUGCAGCUUGCAAGCCAAGAGCUGCAACAUGCACUCCAUGUCCAGCGCUUGUCAGAGCAGACUGCUAUGAAGAGAUUGAAAGCCUUAGGUUAUAUAAAAAGACAGAUCAGGAAUCCGGUAUCUGGGAUCAUAUUUUCUAGAAAAAUGAUGGAGGGCACUGAAUUGGGCCCAGAACAAAGACGGCUUCUUCAUACCAGUGCUCAGUGUCAGCGCCAGCUCAACAAGAUACUUGAUGACUCAGAUCUUGAUAGCAUUAUUGAAGGGUAUGACCAAAUCCUUUCUUUAAAGACAAAUUCCUGGUCGAUUUACAUCAAACAAUUUUAUGCACUUAUUUGGAAAACUACCUGUUAGCAUGUUCGCAUUAGC